AAAAUCAUACACAGACCCAGUAGUCAGAUAACUUUAGAACCACGUGCUGAAUUAACCAAUAAAUUUUCAAAAAAACAAACAAUAAUGGCAGCAGCAGUUCCAUUGGGAAAAAGUUGGAAAGAACACAACAAAAUUCACAAAGAAAAUAGAAAAAAAUGGCGGGAAGAAAAGCUCAUGAAGAAAAUAUCUCAAACAAAAGAACCAAAAGUCGAAGAAGUUACGGAAGAAGAGAAAAUUUCAAACAAAGUUAAAAAAAUAGUACCGAGUUUAACCAUUGCCGUGCCAGGGUCGAUCCUAGACAACGCCCAGUCCCAAGAGUUGAGGACGUACCUGGCAGGGCAAAUUGCUAGGGCGGCUUGCGUCUACAAGGUCGACGAAAUCGUGGUCUUUGAUGACCAGGGGGAAAUUACUGAAGAGGAGCGACAGUCGAAAAGGGUGAGGGUCGAAGGUGUUGACAAUUUUGCCUACCGGAGAGCUUGCCUGCAGUUGGCCAGGAUCCUCCAGUAUCUAGAGUGCCCGCAGUAUUUGAGGAAAUAUUUUUUCCCUCUACAUAAAGAUCUUCAGUACGCGGGAGUUUUGAAUCCUCUGGAUGCUCCCCAUCAUCUGAGGCAGAAUGACCACUGCGAGUUCCGGGAGGGAGUCGUAGUGGACAAGCCUCUGAAGCCGGGGAAAGGGUCACAGGUCAACUGUGGCCUGCUGAGGGAUGUAGAGAUUGACAAAACUUUGACCCCUGACCUGAGGGUCACGGUAAGGAUUCCGGAAGAGCAGGAGGGCAAGAAGAUCAAGGGCUUGGUGGUGAGUCCCAGGACUCCUAGGGAAGAGGGUUUGUACUGGGGCUACACAGUCAGGUUGGCGAGAAGUCUUACGGAAAUUUUUGAAAAAUGCCCUUAUGAGGAAGGCUACGAUCUGACGGUAGGAACUUCGGAUAAGGGGAAAAGUGUUGAUGAGAUUCAAGACGGUGCGCUGAAGUACAAGAGAGGUCUGAUUGUGUUUGGAGGACUCGCGGGAUUGGAGGCCGCAGUCGAGGGAGAUCCGAAGCUGGACAUUGAGGACCCCAGGCUGCUUUUUGGGGAGUAUGUCAACACGUGUCCGAAUCAGGGCUCAAGAACUAUUAGGACUGAGGAGGCAAUUUUUAUCAGUCUGGCGGAGAUGAGAAAGAAGAUGGUCCCUGUGAGUGAGGAGAAUUGAAGUUUUUAUUUUUAAUAAAGUGAAAUUUUGUAAAUUUUGUGUUGUUAUUUUGGCAGAAAAUGUAAUUCUACAAAAAAUGAGUACCCACAUGAGUAUAUUUUGAUUGCGUGAUUUUUUUUUUUGAAAAUUUGCAAAGCUAGAUUUUGAGUUUUUGUGAUUUAACACUAGUGAUGUUGGUACUCAUUUUACGCAGAAUUUCAAUCCCUAUACAGCCCUAAUAUUAAAAUUGUUCUAA
Messenger RNA from Microplitis mediator, 1423 nucleotides. Its product is annotated as putative methyltransferase C9orf114 homolog. The transcript has a single exon. Lineage: Eukaryota; Metazoa; Arthropoda; Insecta; Hymenoptera; Braconidae. The record is from RefSeq and is a predicted model, not a curated record. The coding region runs from base 85 to 1188 and encodes 367 amino acids.